UGGGCGUUGUGCGUAGGAGCCGAAUUAGGACAGUUAGUUUACAGUUAUUGCCUGGCGUGUGUGCAUUGUAUGUACACUACAGGUUCAUCAACUAAGCACAUCAUUGAGCAACACUCGCCGCAUAUAGCUGUUCGUCUUAUCUACAGUGAACACAAAUGUCACACGAAGCUAGAGAGCUACAGGCAGAUUGGAGAUUAUGUAAUUAAAAGUGAAAGUUUGGGGAAAUACGAUUUGAAGUUUCAUUUGGAAGGGCAAGUAAUUGUUUAAUAAACAGAUUGGAAUCAGUCAGGGACAGGAAUGGCCGCGGAGAAGAAGGAAAUUCCUUGCGAGGAUCGGCAGGUGGUGCUUGGACAUGAGAUUGGAUCAGGAGCACAGUGUCUUAAGUGCGGACCUGCCUGCACUGGAUUAGAACUCCACUUCUGGCGGAGAAUCUGUAAGAUUUGUAAGUGUUCACCAGAGGAACAUGCCGUCACAGUACAAGUGCAAGAGACUGUCCGCAAGGUUGGACGCCUCUUCGAUGCCUCCAAGUUGGAGAAGUACACCAUUGAUCGCAUGACCAUGGAGCAUACAGAGAUGAUGGCCAUGCCCACCGACGAGACGGCCAAUGCUGACUCCAAUGCCGCCCAAAAAAUUACCUUUGAGUGGAUCCCGCAAGGGGCUACUGAAAACCUGGCCAAGCGUUACAUGGAGAUGAUCCCCAUGGAGAACCAGCCCAUAGAGGGUACGUCCGGGGCGCAGCACCGCAAUCGCCAGAUUCAGAAGCAGCUUCCAGACCAUGACCAGCAGCCGGAGCUCUGCCAGCAGCUCAACACCGAGGAGGCUGAGAAGAUGGCAGACUUUGUCAAAGACUACAAGGAGAAGGCUGUCGGCAUCGGGCAGGUCCAAGCAGUGGUCCCCCACUCAGCACCACAGAGACAGAUGCAGAACAUGUCCCUGGAUGACAAACCCCAAGGUCAACCUGGAGCCCCUGAUGUGAUCGUAGGAUCGGACAGUCAGCCUAUCAAGUCAUCGGUGGGCGUUGGCAACGAGCAUGCUUCCCCUGCACGGACUGCCGUGGGAGCUGAGACACCUAAAGCUGGUGGGGAUUCAAAAUGGAAAUGUUGCCGCUGCACCAAGGGCAUGACUGGAGGUGAUGUAGCCGUAUUCGCAGAGCGUGCCGGUAACGAUAAAUGCUGGCAUCCAGGCUGUUUCCGUUGUAGGACUUGCAACGAGCUGCUGGUGGAUCUAAUCUACUUCUACAAGGAUAAUGAUAUCUUCUGUGGACGCCAUUACGCUGAUCUCCUCAAACCACGCUGUGCUGCUUGCGAUGAGCUGAUUUUCUCAGAGAAGUACACCCUAGCGGAGGAGUUGAGCUGGCAUAUAGAUCACUUCUGUUGCUGGAACUGUGAUACGGUCCUUGGUGGUAGACGCUAUGUGGCUAGGGAAAGCCACCCCUACUGCUUGCCAUGCUACGACAAGCUCUUUGCAAAGUACUGUGGCACAUGCAACGAAAAGAUCGAGGCCGACAGCAAACGUCUGAACCAUGAGAACAACUUCUGGCACGCUGACUCUGUCUGCUUCAAGUGCUCCACGUGUAGUGUGUCUCUCGUUGGACGUUCCUUCCUCCCCAAGGAUCAAAACAUCUUCUGUUCUGUGCAGUGCAAACGGAAGUACUUUAACCAGUGAAGGAUGGUAUUUAUAGUAGCAUUCAUACUAAUUAUGCCAGAGACCUGCUGGAAAGAUGUAAAAUAACAAAAUGUGGGGCAAAUGUUUCCUGUUUAUGUGUACAAACAUUCAACAACAACAAAUACACACAAAAAAGUGAGGAGAACAAAAAUUACAUGGUGUCAGUUUUGUUUUACCAGUUUAAAGGUGGGGUCAUACUUUGGUGAUGACCCUGGCAAAAGAUUUUGACAUUUCUAUCCGCAGGCCUACUAAAGACGGUACUAAAGACAUAUCCUGUGAAUGUACUUUCUCAGAAAUACCCUUCACUCACUCAUACAAGUGUGUAUACGCCUGCAACCGGGGACCUCCUGUUGUCCCUCUUUUGUUUACAUUCAACUUGUUUAGUGUACCACCUUGUUUCCUUGCACUGAUGCCAAAGAAAACGGAAAUACACCUUGCGACAAUUUUGUGCAAGCUGAUUUCCUAUUUGCUGCUAAAAGGCGUCGCAUAUCUUACUUGUAAUAGGAUGAUGUCACAUUUUAUGAACACCUUGAGCUCAUGUGUGUAGAAAGCAAUUAUGGCUCAAUUUCAACUGUUAAAGAGACCUGUUGCCUUAGGAUAUCAUAUGGGUGGUUUGGGCUAUGAAUGAAUAUGGUUGGAAAGAAUAAGGUUUUACGUUGAGAACGAACACGGUCUGUAUUUUGUGGAGUCAAAUAUUUUGAUGGUCUUGAACAAGUAACUGGUAUACAGUACAAAUAAAGAGUAGAUCCCCUUGCACAGGUUGCCAUCACUAAACAAUGGAAAAUACACUCUACACUUGUCUCUCAGUAGUCUUGGUGCAAGAAGUUGAUUUUUCACUAACACUCAACCAUAUCGCAAUCCCCACUACACUUCUCCUCGCUGCGCACAUUACUAUCAAUCGAAAGCGGGCGCUGUUGGAAAACUUCCAGAGACCUUAUUGCAAAUACUCGGUACAGGCGCUGUAGGCGUUGAAUGAGGUGCAUGCUGGUCUAGCUAGCGCUCAAGUUUGAUCUCUAGCUAGACCAGCAUGCACCUCAUUCAUCAGUUAGCACUUGUGCAAUGGGUAUUAGCGGAAAGGUCUAAAUCACAGAAACACCCUCUAUCGGUGGAAUAGUCACGACGUGUGUAGGGUUGUUGAGUGUAUGGGGUCUAUGGUAUUACCAUGGAGGUUGACCAACUCAACAAAGAACGUCUUGCACCAAGAUUGUCUCUCAACCAAUGAUAGGUCUUCCUUUAACCUCGUUGAGGGUGCUGUUUGGGUUUGUGAAUUCAAAUGCAAUGGGUUUUAUUAAGUGUUUAACCAACAUUUGGUUGUGACUUGUUACUUGUAUGUUACUUGAGUACAUUUCCAAGUGAAUCUAAUGGAACAGUCUUUCUUAUAACUUGUUAAUUUACAUCUUGUAAAAUGGCAUAACAAGGUGUAUGUCUCCUUCUUAAGUAUGAUGAGGAUUUUGAUCUGAGAUUCUUUGAGUCCACUUAGAAUUGUACCACCUCCAAAUAUCAAAACAUAAAGAGAGAGAGAGACGGUGGUUCAUUUUCCUUCUUCUUUUCUUGGGACAAAUCCUUUAAUUAUUACUGAAAAUGUGGAUAGUCUUUGUUUUUGCACAGAAGCCAGAAUUAUUUUGGGAUUAUAAAAAUGUUUAUAUUUAAGUAUGGUUAAACUUUAGACACACUUUACUCUAAUAUAGACUAACUUGUAAAAAUAACUAAAACAAGCUGAGCAAUUUUCCCAUUCUUUUGAUCUAUUUUCAGACUACAUGGGUGGGUCUAUGGGUUAAACUACCACUCUUCCUACUUCAGUCUAAUUUCCGGGUACAUGUAUUUAAUACAAGGCACAGCUCUUGUUAACUAUGUAAUCGUGAAACAUUAGUCAAUCCUUUAGAAGGAAAUAUUAGACAGUACAUAAGGUGAAUGUAAAUUCGCAUAAACAAAUAAACAAAAAUUUACACAUUUGUAUAUUAUCCAUAAGUUGUGUGAGUUUUCAUCGCUUAUAAUUUGAUGCAGAUAUUUUAUGCAGAAUUUAUACCAAAAUCACCAACAGUAGCCUUUUGUUGUGUAAAAAAAACAAAACAAGUAUUAAUGUCUUUGAUUAACAUGUGAUGGCGCAAUUCAAGCUUGUCACUCUUAAAACACAAAUCAUGUCAAAAUGAUAUUACAAAUAUUUGCCUUAUUAGUGUGAAGUGUAGCAUUUCUUGUAGAUGUAUUAUUGUUAUAUUAAAUCGAGCACUACUGUUAUUGGUGUUUAAAUUGUUAAUGGCCAAAUUGAAGCAUAAUUUCAUCGCUUGUAUGGUUGGAUUUAUGGAUUUUUUUCUUUUUUUCUUUUUCCUAAUUUAAAAAAUCAAACAAUUGUUGUUACACAGAUAUUAUUUCCCCCUUUUUGUACUGACUAUCUCAUGUUUAAGUCCCUGUUUAGUAAUUAUUGUUUGCUUCGGCUUCUGUGUUGAUUAUGUUGGUCCAAUCUCACAUGAUGAUAUUAAAUGCUAUGAUUGUCUCAACAUUAAUUAUCUUUUAUUAAAUUUUCUGUUUACGCUGCUUCUGAUAAUUACACAUUUAAAUAAAAUAUUCACUUUCUAAUUGACGUAAUCCAAUUUUGUGGAAUUAAUAACUGGGUUUGUAUAAUGUUGUACGGACAAAUAAUGUUAUUAUGAAUAAACAACAAUGAUCUUUGA
Messenger RNA from Asterias rubens (European starfish), 4334 nucleotides. Its product is annotated as testin-like. Bases 298 to 1665 code for a protein of 455 amino acids. The transcript has 8 exons. Gene Ontology annotation, molecular function: zinc ion binding. NCBI's taxonomy places the organism in Eukaryota, Metazoa, Echinodermata, Asteroidea, Forcipulatida, Asteriidae. The record is from RefSeq and is a predicted model, not a curated record.